AAUAAACACGUCAAUUAUAAGCUAAACUGAAUAUUUUAGUGUUCUUACGAAGAAUAUUUUCCCGGUGUCCGCAUAAGACACAACAAUUUCUAUCAUACAAUACUCUAGCAUCACACUUGAACGCCAUGAACAUUGUCAUUUAUAGUGGUAAUGGAACAUCACCAAAUGCUGUUCACCAAACACAUCGAACUCUCAAGCUCUUACUUGGUCAUGCCUAUGAUGUGAUUAAGGUGGAUGCUAAGACCUUACAAAAUGAGCCAUGGGAAGAAGGCUGCUCAAUGAUAGUUAUUCCUGGCGGUAGAGAUCUACCCUACUGUGAAGAUCUUGAUGGCGAAGUCAACGCUCGCAUGCGACGUUAUGUUGCCGGUGGCGGGCGCUAUCUUGGACUGUGUGCAGGUGCAUAUUAUGCUUCUCAAUCGAUUGAAUUUGAAAAAGGAACACCAAUGGAAAUUACAGGCCCAAGAGAACUUGGAUUCUACCCUGGAAUCUCGAGAGGUACCAUGUAUCCUGGAUUUGUAUACAACAGUGAAAAGGGUGCACGCGUUGUACCGAUUGACUUGAAUACAAAUUCGUUGUCCGUCAAAGAUUACUCUGGACUACCUGAGGGACUCAAGGUCUAUUACAAUGGAGGUGGAUACUUUGUUAAUGCCGUGGAGAAAGAGGAUGUGGAAGUUUUGGCCUGGUAUAGUGAAAAGGGCCACAGUCAAGAAGAAAAAACUGCAGCAGCAGUUUUGUGUCACAUUGGCCAAGGAAGUGCAGCAUUGAUGGGUAUCCACCCAGAGUACGAUGUCAGUACUAUGGACUUAUCCGAAGCUGGAAAAGACACAAGCUUUAUUCAGCAGUUGGUCAUAUCAGAUCAAGCAAGAAAAACAUUUUUGUGCGCCGUAUUUUCCAAGAUGGGACUGAAGACAGCAGGGUAUGAAACCAAAGGCACCACACUCGAAAUCAAAGAAAAUACAGUACCAGCAUUGACACCUAUAUACUUGGCUACUCUUCGCGCUGAAGUCACCAAGUCUAUAGCAUGUUCGCUUCUUGAAAAAGCAGACACUACCACCCAUAUACUGGCUGAUGUCAACGAUAGAUUUCAGCUUUUGCCUAUGGAAGAAUCGUCUCUUUCUGCACAAAUGUCCUCUCUUACACUUCAAAACAACGCCAAUAAUACGGACGAGGAAAAGCCAUUGACACAGAUAGUCUACUCUACAAACACAGACAGUGAUCCAAAGGCACCAGUAUUUCCAUCACGUUCUCUUACCCCUUCGUUUAAUAUACAAGAAUAUUUUGCUUCUUUGAGCGAGAAAAGAAGUCAUGAAUGGGGAGGAGGAGGCUGGUAUAGAUUUGGAAACUCCAUGUUGUACUCACAAGUUAUUACCAGUACUCAAACUGUGCUGGAUAGAAAUUAUACUUUCUCCCAGUCUCUACCUACAGGUCUAGUCUGUUUGGCAGCUAAUCAAAUUGCUGGAAGAGGUCGUGGUCGGAACGCAUGGGUGUCUCAAGAAGGAGCUUUACAGUUUAGUCUGGUUGUUCGGCACAAUCUUGGUUUGACAAAAGCUCCUGUGGUAUUUAUACAAUAUAUCAUUGCUCUCGCUGUUGUAGAGAGUAUCAGGACUCGUGACGGCUAUGAAGGUGUUCCCCUUCGUCUCAAAUGGCCCAAUGAUAUAUACGUAGACCUCCCCGGACCCGAAGGAGGUCUUAAGAAGGUGGGUGGGUUGUUGGUCAACUCCAGUUUUGUUAAGGACGAGUUUCUCCUAGUGAUCGGAUGUGGUAUAAACCUUGCCAAUCCCCAUCCAACUGUGUCUAUCAACGAUGUCAUCCAGAACCAUAAUCCUUCUUUGCGCCGAUUAUCGCCAGAGGAUACACUUUCGGGGAUUAUGGUUCAUUUCGAAAAAAUGUAUCUUGAGUUUUGUGAAAAGGGUAUGGGAAGCUGGUUCCUUGAUAAGUACUACCAACGUUGGUUGCACAGUAACAAGCUUGUUACUUUGACAACCCACGACGAUGUACGCGCUCGAAUUACUGGGAUCACAAGUGAUUAUGGCAUGCUUGAGGCAGUGAGUCUGGAAGACAGCCGUAAAAAGUUCACACUUCAACCAGACGGCAAUAGUUUCGAUAUGCUCAAGGGGCUAAUUAUCAAAAAGGCAUAAUAUAAUCCACCAUACUUUGUUCUUUAUUCUCUG
Molecule: messenger RNA, 2171 nt
Organism: Phycomyces blakesleeanus NRRL 1555(-)
Lineage: Eukaryota; Fungi; Mucoromycota; Mucoromycetes; Mucorales; Phycomycetaceae
Exons: 5
Coding region: 126-2138 (670 amino acids)
Biological process (GO): protein modification process
Cellular component (GO): cytoplasm
Molecular function (GO): biotin--[biotin carboxyl-carrier protein] ligase activity
Source: RefSeq, a predicted model, not a curated record